CAAAUGAUAGACGUGAAGUCCCCACGGUACCAGUUUUCUAUGCGGCUAUUGAGAAGUCCAGCUCCCCUUAUGAGUACCAGCGUCCAUACACCAACCCCAGCACUCUCACCCCACCCACCGCCGCCAUCCAGUACAACCAAAUCAACGUGACCAGUUCACCCUAUAUGUACCAUCACCCUGAACGCCACCCCAGCUCCCUUUCUCCUCCAAAACAUCAAAUCAACUAUGCCCCUCAGCUGUACCAACACAUCUAUUACCCGAGUGACCUGUACAUGAAGGACUCUUAAGGUAUCAAGAAGAGCACUACCAAGCCACUCAGAAUUUAGGUGAUUGUUAACUGAUGAUGAGUGUAGAAGCCAAUAUAUAUAUAUAUAAAACAU
Homarus americanus (American lobster) is the source of this 380-nucleotide messenger RNA. RefSeq lists its product as uncharacterized. NCBI's taxonomy places the organism in Eukaryota, Metazoa, Arthropoda, Malacostraca, Decapoda, Nephropidae. The record is from RefSeq and is a predicted model, not a curated record.